AUGAAUGAUCUUCGGGGAUGCUAUCUCUUGGCAGCGGCAGCCCUGACGUUGCUCCUCGGGACCAGAGCUGUCCCUCUCCCGGAUUCCUCCGGGGAAGAGGAACUUGCUGAUCCCUCGGACUCGCUUGCCAGAAGCCCCUUGCUGCCCGAUUGCGAGUCCCUGGCGUGGCUGCUGCACAGCAAAGCGGUCAAGCUGAAGGACGAGAUGUGUGAGAAAUUUACUGUGUGUGACAACAGUAUGGAGAUGCUUGCCCAAAACAAUCUGAACCUCCCCAAGAUCACAGAGGAAGAUGGAUGUCUACUCUCUGGAUUCAAUGAGGAAAAAUGCUUGAGAGGAAUCUCCAGUGGACUUUUUACAUUUCAGACAUACCUGGAAUAUGUACGAGAAACGUUUAUUAGUGAAAAGCAAAAAGUGGAAUCCAUAUGUUAUGGUACAAAGCAUCUGGCAAAUACUGUGAGGCAGAUGGUGAAAAAUCCUGAUGCAGUGAUCAUGCCAGACCCAGCUACCCAGAGCACACUUUUUGCAAAACUGAAGUCAAAUAAAAAAUGGAUAGAGAAAAUCAGCACCCAUCUCAUCCUCCGGGACUUUACUUCAUUCAUGGAGAAAACUGUGAGGGCUGUUCGAUAUCUGAAAAACACCAGGAAUCUCAGUGUUUGA
Molecule: messenger RNA, 657 nt
Organism: Emys orbicularis (European pond turtle)
Lineage: Eukaryota; Metazoa; Chordata; Testudines; Emydidae
Gene: IL6
Product: interleukin 6
Exons: 5
Coding region: 1-657 (218 amino acids)
Biological process (GO): T-helper 17 cell lineage commitment; immune response; positive regulation of receptor signaling pathway via JAK-STAT
Cellular component (GO): interleukin-6 receptor complex; extracellular region
Molecular function (GO): interleukin-6 receptor binding; cytokine activity
Source: RefSeq, a predicted model, not a curated record